Gryllus bimaculatus (two-spotted cricket) is the source of this 297-nucleotide messenger RNA. The record is from the annotation of a GenBank genome assembly. Lineage: Eukaryota; Metazoa; Arthropoda; Insecta; Orthoptera; Gryllidae.
AUGCUCCUGGAUGCAAAGGCACCACCUAGUGAUCCAUCAAAUCGAACAGUGAAUGCUGAGAUGACCAGAUGUGCGGAGUGCGUCAGAUUAGCGUGGAAACUGAAUGACGUCACGGCGGCUUCGACGACGCACCUAGGCCACGCUACUGAGGAGAGCAGCGGACGUGGACAAAGGUGGCGCCAAGGACGGCGCGCGAAGUUAAGAUUAGGAAGUUUAACAGACACAAAUACUUGUUUGUUGAAGGAGCUGUCCACUCAUGAGCGGAAAUUAAUGUACAGUGAAUAUGUAAAUGAUUGA